AUGCCCUUCCCUUUCGGUAAGUCUCACAAGUGUCCAGCGGACAUUGUGAAGAAUCUAAAAGACAACAUGACCAUUCUGGAGAAGCAGGACAUUUCAGACAAGAAGGCUGAGAAGGCCUCUGAAGAGGUGUCCAAAUCUCUGCUGGCCAUGAAGGAGAUUCUCUACGGCACGAAUGAGAAGGAGCCGCAGACAGAAGCUGUGGCUCAGCUCGCUCAGGAGCUCUACAACAGCGGCCUGCUCAGCACCCUCGUCGCAGAUCUGCAGCUCAUCGACUUUGAGGGCAAGAAAGAUGUGGCACAGAUCUUUAAUAAUAUUCUGAGACGUCAGAUCGGCACUCGGACACCUACAGUCGAAUACCUGUGCACUCAACAAAAUAUACUCUUCAUGCUGCUUAAAGGUUACGAGUCUCCAGACAUCGCUCUGAACUGUGGGAUCAUGCUGAGGGAAUGCAUACGGCACGAGCCGCUGGCCAAGAUCACCCUCUGCUCCGAGCAGUUCUACGAUUUCUUCAGAUACGUGGAGAUGUCCACCUUCGACAUCGCCUCGGAUGCAUUUGCCACUUUUAAAGAUUUGCUGACGAGACACAAACUGCUCAGCGCUGAGUUUCUGGAGCAGCACUAUGACAGAUUCUUUAGUGAAUAUGAGAAACUUCUUCACUCAGAAAACUACGUGACUAAGAGGCAGUCGCUAAAGCUUUUGGGAGAGCUGCUUUUGGACAGGCACAACUUCACUAUAAUGACAAAGUACAUAAGCAAACCAGAGAACCUCAAACUCAUGAUGAACCUACUGAGAGACAAGAGCCGCAACAUCCAGUUUGAGGCCUUUCAUGUAUUUAAGGUGUUUGUGGCCAAUCCGAACAAGACCCAGCCAAUCCUCGACAUCCUGCUGAAGAACCAGCCCAAACUCAUUGAGUUCCUCGGCAAGUUCCAGAACGACCGCACCGAGGAUGAGCAGUUCAGUGACGAGAAGACCUAUCUCAUCAAACAGAUCCGAGACCUCAAGAGGCCAACCCCGCAGGACGCUUGAGAAGGCUCACGAAUGUAUAGAGGACGUCUAGACAGUGUUUUAGGCAGCGUCUGGACGAUGUUUGGCUCUCUGGGACAUUGAGUGGCCGCAGCGCUGGGCAUGUUUUUGUGUUUUGCAGGAACCGUUAAAUGCCAUUUGAGCUCGGUGGGCGAGAAAUAUGACCACGAGGAGGAAAAGUAGUCAUGCUUCGCUGGACAUUCAACCUCUCCCCCUACAAUGUUUUGUUCUCAUGUUUCAAAAAAUGAGCAAAAUGAACAGAAAAGACGGAUGUAGAUGCUGCUGCUUUAUUGCACAUAAAGAAGGAGGGUUUUGUACCUCAUUCACAAGCAUACACUCAAAUGUCUGUUGAUGCUAAUUGGAUAUUAAUGAAUUCCAGGAAAUUUAACAUGCAAAAAGCACUUCAACACACUCCUGUCAGCUCUUUUGCUCAUUGUCGGCUAGGUGAAAAACUGCAAAUGUGAUGCAUAAAUCAUGCUUUGCACAUUCCCAGAUUCAUUUGCAAAGGCGGAAAUGAGUAAACGUGUUGACUGAGGAGGGUUUAGUGAUUUGUUAGAGUUGUGGCUGUGAUGUUAACCCUGAUUUAACACCAUUCUUCUCUCAUCAUUAGUCACUGCGCAGAGUGGGUGUAAUGGAAAGUUAACUUGUCUGCUUUCUUUACCUUAAGAUUUGUGCUCUGACUCCGUUUUUUUUUUAAUACUAGUUUCAGUAUUACUAACCCCACUACUCUUACCUUUUAUUCGGUUUAUAUGUUAAAUUGUCCCUUGUAAACUCUCCCCAGUUCAUGGGUGAAAUCUCACAAAGAAACAUGUCUAGGUCACAUUUCACCCCAACAAAAGAAAA
Sinocyclocheilus grahami is the source of this 1866-nucleotide messenger RNA. RefSeq names its product calcium-binding protein 39. Lineage: Eukaryota; Metazoa; Chordata; Actinopteri; Cypriniformes; Cyprinidae. The transcript has 8 exons. Gene Ontology annotation, biological process: intracellular signal transduction. Bases 1 to 1026 code for a protein of 341 amino acids. Gene Ontology annotation, molecular function: protein serine/threonine kinase activator activity. The record is from RefSeq and is a predicted model, not a curated record.